Messenger RNA from Scophthalmus maximus (turbot), 374 nucleotides. RefSeq names its product ribosomal protein S29 (gene rps29). Gene Ontology annotation, cellular component: cytosolic small ribosomal subunit; ribosome. Gene Ontology annotation, biological process: translation. The record is from RefSeq and is a predicted model, not a curated record. Gene Ontology annotation, molecular function: zinc ion binding; structural constituent of ribosome. NCBI's taxonomy places the organism in Eukaryota, Metazoa, Chordata, Actinopteri, Pleuronectiformes, Scophthalmidae. Bases 97 to 267 code for a protein of 56 amino acids. The transcript is spliced from 3 exons.
AAACUUUCACAGCCGGAAACGCAGGCAACGGAAUGAUUCAUUUGCGCACGCGCGGCCUCCUUUCUUCCUUUUCGACACCCGAGCGAAAGAGACAAGAUGGGCCACCAGCAGCUCUACUGGAGUCACCCCAGAAAAUUCGGACAGGGAUCCCGCUCCUGCCGGGUUUGCUCAAACAGACACGGGCUGAUCCGUAAAUACGGACUCAACAUGUGCCGCCAGUGCUUCAGGCAGUACGCCAAAGACAUCGGCUUCGUCAAGCUGGACUAGAUCACCUGCGCUGACGCGUCCCCGGAUGGGUGAAAGUGAUCUCCGGAAGGCCGGCCAAGAUGUUGGGCUAAUUCAGUACUGCAAAUAAAUGUGGUUUUUUUGUCCAA